AUGGAAUCCACGCACGAACCGGCCGACCCCAUCGCCAAGGGGGUGUGGGCAACAGCAAAGCAGUCAUGGCACGACCUGUUCAACUUCAAGCAGCGUGUUGUCGUCACCAACGAACUUGGCGAGACGAGCACAGAGUGGGCGCGACCCGUACCACUGCGCAACCCCAUCAGUCUGCUUGCCCAGCUGUCCGGGCGCGACUGGCUCUUCUUCAUCGUCGGUUUCGCCGCUUGGAGCGCCGAUGCCUUCGACUUCCACGCGCUCUCCAUCCAACAGGUCAAGCUAGCGGAAUACUACAACACCACAAAAACAAAUGUCUCCACCGCCAUCACCCUCACGCUGCUCCUGAGGUCGGUUGGCGCGGCCAUGUUUGGUCUCGCUGGUGAUAAAUGGGGGCGCAAAUGGCCUAUGGUGGUUAACAUGAUCGUGCUCGGUGUGCUGCAAAUCGCCACUAUCUACAGCUCCACAUUCUCUCAGUUCUUGGCUGUGCGAUCGCUGUUCGGCUUGUUCAUGGGCGGAGUAUAUGGCAACGCCAUCGCCAUGGCUCUGGAGAACAGCCCGACGGAUGCCAGAGGUCUCAUGUCCGGCAUCCUCCAGCAAGGGUACUCUUUUGGUUACGUAUGUGCCGCGUGCGCAAACCUCGGCGUAGGCGGCGGCGUCGAAAGCUGGAAGACCGUAUUCUGGAUUGCCGCCGGUAUAUCCAUCGGCGUUGGCCUUAUCCGCUGCCUCUUCCCCGAGUCCCAACAGUUCAUCGAAGCGCGCAAGGCCGGAAAGGCCCAAGCCAAUCCGUCGGCGUUCUGGAGGGAAACUAAGAUCAUGCUUGGCCAGGAGUGGAAGAUGUGCGUCUACUGCGUCAUCCUCAUGACCUGGUUCAACUACUACAGCCACACCUCCCAGGACAGCUACACGACCUUCAUGCUCACCCAAAAAGAACUUGCCAACGACGGCGCCAGCCGCGCAAGCAUCCUCAUGAAGGCCGGCGCCUGCGUGGGCGGCACCAUCAUCGGGUACAUCUCGCAAUGGUUCGGCCGACGCCGCACCAUCAUCGUCGCCGCCAUCAUCAGCGGCGUGCUCAUCCCGGCGUGGAUCCUGCCUGAGGGCGAGCGCAGCCUGUCAGCGUCGGGCUUCUUCAUGCAGUUCUUCAUCCAGGGCGCGUGGGGCGUCAUCCCCAUCCACCUCAACGAGCUCUCCCCGCCGGCCUUCCGCUCCUCCUUCCCGGGCCUCACCUACCAGCUCGGCAACAUGAUCUCGUCCCCCUCCGCCCAGAUCGUCAACGCCAUCGCCGAGAGCCAUUUCGUGACGAGCAAGAGCGGCAACCGCGUCGAGGCGUACGGGCCGACCAUGGGGAUUGCGACGGCCAUCAUUGCCACGGGAAUUGCGGUCACCACGGCGGUGGGACCGGAGAAGCGCGGCAGGGAGUUUGAGAAGACCCUGCCGGCGGGCAUGAAUGUUGUGCAGGAGGGCAAGGCGGCGGAUGAUUUGGAGAGGGCUGAUACGAGGGAAUCGAAGCCGGCGGUGGCGGGGACAGAGGAUGUUGGGACGUUGGGGGAGAAGAAGUAA
Molecule: messenger RNA, 1557 nt
Organism: Chaetomium globosum CBS 148.51
Lineage: Eukaryota; Fungi; Ascomycota; Sordariomycetes; Sordariales; Chaetomiaceae
Exons: 3
Coding region: 1-1557 (518 amino acids)
Biological process (GO): transmembrane transport; carboxylic acid transport
Cellular component (GO): plasma membrane
Molecular function (GO): carboxylic acid transmembrane transporter activity
Source: RefSeq, a predicted model, not a curated record